Molecule: messenger RNA, 3737 nt
Organism: Paramacrobiotus metropolitanus
Lineage: Eukaryota; Metazoa; Tardigrada; Eutardigrada; Parachela; Macrobiotidae
Exons: 4
Coding region: 200-3352 (1050 amino acids)
Molecular function (GO): protein binding
Source: RefSeq, a predicted model, not a curated record
GAUACCUGCUAACGCAAUGCUUGAAACUUCGUACCAUCAGCAGAGCUGACGACAAUACAGUAUGACUAGCAUCGCUGUCCUAUUUGAAUUUCGAUUUCACCAAAAAAUUACUCGGUAGUUUAGCACUGAUAAAAGUAUUACAACCUUAAUCACAUUGGGAAGUAGCUCACGUACUGGAAGCGCAUCUGUUACGGUCUUCAUGGCCGAACACUACGUUAAUCGCGACGCCGCUGCCGCCGCUCAUCUACAGUAUGGGAUCACAUUGGCACAUUCUUGCUUACAACAGUUCGCUGUCAAAUCCAUCGAAGAUAAGGGAUCAACCAUUACUGCCGACAAAGUAACGAAAUUCAAAACGAGCUUCCACGAUUUUAACCAAACUGUCCAUUUUAUUCUGAAUAACUGGAAAAAAGGAGGAUUUGAGCAGGGAUGCAAGAAGAUUUUGAAGUCUUAUUUAUUACGCUGCAAAAAUGUCCGCAAUGACGUGUCGCAUCAAGCCAACCAGUACACCGAUAAUCAUGACAGAAAGAUUGAGGAUCUGUGUCCCGUAGUCAAGGAGAUUGGCUUUCCCCGGGAGGCGGACAGUAUUCGAAACUUUAUGAGGCCGCAACCGUUGGUGAAAACAUCAUGGGAACAGCUGAAACAAUUAGCGAAUGAGCAUUUUAAAGAAGGUCGCUAUACAGAAGCCAUGAUCAGCUAUACAGAGGCACUGAAAGAAAAACCAGACGAACCGACGCUGUAUUCCAACCGUGCUUUGUGUGAGAUCAAUUUGGAACGGUAUGAGGAUGCGCGAAAUGAUGCAGAGGAUGCGCUGAACUUAGAUGGUAACACGGCUAAAUAUUAUCGCAUUUUAUCUGAAGCACUGAUGAAGCUCGGAAACCUGGAAGAGGCGUUGUCAGCCUGUGAGCGCGGACUGGAAAUUGAUCCGCGUGACGGCGCAAUUUUAGUUCGCCAACGAGACAUUCAAGCGAUGUUGGUAAUGAAAAUAACCAAUCAGCAUCCUAGAACGGAUGCCAAAGGGUUCAUGGAGAACACACACGGACUGGCCGAUGUUCCAUCUAAUUUGCUGCAAAGAUUCUUCGGCAUAGAUCCCGAUCCAAAAGACAUUCUAGUAUUGACCGAUGCUCAGUUUAACGAGCAUGCGAAAUUCGUGGCACUCCUGCGAGAAGGGCACAGUUAUGUUUACGGAGCCCGCGAACGGCCUAAAGAUUUGAAGAAAGCCUUUCGGACAUUCAAGGAGGUGGCUGACUUGGGAUGUGCAGAGGGCCAGUAUAAUUUGGGCGUGUUGUACGCUAAUGGACAGGGAACAAAUACCGAUUAUGCGCUGAUGUUUCGUUACUACCAGUUGGCUGCAAAUCAGAAGCCGUUUAAAAAAUGGAGAGGGCAAGUCAUGCCUGAAAUAGGCGUUGCAGAAGCAGAAAAUGCCCUGGGUAAUGCAUACCGCGAUGGUCGAGGCGUGGAUGUAGACCUGAAGAAAGCUUUUUCUCAUUAUCAGAAAGCAGCAAACUGGGGGCAGCCGGAAGCGGAAAACAAUAUGGGCUUCUGCUUUGUUAACGGACUGGGUGUCACUAGGAAUAUGGAGUCAGCCCGUAGCUGGUACGAACGCGCUGCAAAGGCGGGCAUUGCGGAAGCGGAAAUGAACUAUGCUGAACUGCUGGAACGCGGCUGGGGCGGGCCAGUAGACGAACAAGGGGCGUUUGAAUAUUUUCAAAAAGCUGCGCAACAAGGAAUGCAGGGCGCUAUUGAUGCGCUGCACCGUAUGUCGUUGCGCGGAUCAGCCAAUAAACAUCAAAGAAACGCUUUUGAAAAUACCUUGGAGAAAUCUACUGCAAAAAAAGACGUCAACGCGUUGUUCUUCAAGGGAAAUAAAGAAAAUGAACUGCGCAAUUACGACGAAGCGAUAAUUUACUACAAAGAAGCGGCUGAUUUGGGACACCUGGAGUCGAAAAUUGAAUUAUGGAAGCUGCUUUUGCACCAAAAACGGCAGAAUGCCGAUGCAUUUUUGCACUGUUCUGAAGCGAGUCAGACCGGGGACGCUAUCUCACAGCAAUCUUUAGCGAAGUUCUACGCAACCGGCACCGGAUGUACUCGUGACCCUGAAGCUGCCCAGAAAUGGUUCCGGCGCGCCCUUCAUCGCAUCCCUCAAGAGUCCUGCCAUCAUAUUUCCCAAGAAGAAUUCGAUGAAACCUUAAGAACAGCAGAGGUAGUUUGCAGUUAUGAGGAACAAUCGUCAUUAGUUACCGAAGGGCUGAAAUGGGAGGAGCGACUGCUUCGCUACCUGGACACUCAAGAUGCUUCCAAAAUUGACCGCAAAAUCAGUGAAAAGUUUCAAAAUGUCAACCGACUGAAUGAGCGCUCUGAUCAACUUCCCUUCGGUACGAAUAUUCCAAAGCAGCUUAGAAAAGACGAUAUGUUCGCCGUAAUGAUGGCCGCUGAGAACGGUUCGGUGACGGCACAAAAUAUCGUCAAAGCUCGGAUGAUGAAUGCCGAAGCUCUGCAGUCGUGGGCAUUGGGCAACCAUGACAGGGCAUUUGCGCUUUUACGAAAGUCACAGAAGUUUCACGAUAUUGUGGAAAUUCGCAAUCCCGAUAUGGUGGCAUAUAUCGAAAAGCAUUCGGUCAACACACCGGAUGCGAUGUUCGUUAAGGCUUGCCAUUUUGUCAACGACACCCAAGGCGCAAUUCAUUAUGUGCAACGCUGCAUCCGCUUGCAUCCCAAGGAAGCUGACUUUCAUAAUCUUCUGGCUAAUUUAUACCUUGCGGCCGAACGAUCCAGUGAAGCAUUAGCAAGUGCUCAACUAGCGUAUAAGCUCGAGGCGCGACCGAAUUGGUUGUAUACCAUUGCAACCGCUAUGCUGGAAUCGUUGCUGGAGCCUAGUCUGAGGCGCAACACUGUAACGGGCGACUUGUACGAAAAAACAUCACCAACGGUGCUUGAUGCGUAUUUCAAAUACCUGAGCGAAAACCCAAGCGAUGCGCGCUACGUUCCGUCUGCACUGUUUGGCGUGGCAUAUCUGUACCUGAUUAAAAGCAAAAACGAUCUGGAUAAAGUACGCCAAUAUUACGACAAAGCAUGUGCGGCGGACAAGCAACGUCUGCCAUGUUUCGAGGCUGUAAAAGACGGCUCAUCGCGCAAAUCAACGGUAAAAAUGUUUCUACAAAUGCGAGACCUCGCUGACUCAGUAAAACCGGGCGCUGAAACCAGCGUUCAGGAAAAAGCCGUCGAUAAAUGUACCAACUGCGGAAAAGACAAUCCUGCUUACAGGUGCACCAAAUGCCGCAAAGCCACGUACUGUAGUAAAGAAUGUCAAGUAAAACACUGGCGUCUGCACAAGCGAACGUGUGGCUCUUCGUAAGGAUCAACAGGAAUUUCCACUAGGCACCAAGAAACAUUAUAUUAGCCGAGGGCCGAGGCUAUGAACUCAUAUGAGCUUUCUGAGAUAGGAAAAAUAGAAGCAAUGAUAUUGUGCUGCGUACAAAUUUUAUCAGUUUUUAACCGUCCGACUGCAAUCAGCAUUAAGAUACUGUUCUUAAUUUUUAUUUUCGAACCGCGAUGGCUACUCAGUAAAAUCGAUAUUAAAAUUCAAUUAACGGUAUUCUCUUUUUAUGAAUUUAGUCUUAAUUCCGUGGUCAUUGCUUACAAUAACCAAAAUUUGUCGUGUGAUCAAGUUUGUCGUCAAUGUUUUACGCAAAACGUAAAAGCUACUUUUGCGGAUACCCUUUACGAACCGCGACCCCACA